Platichthys flesus (European flounder) is the source of this 4455-nucleotide messenger RNA. It is a transcript of the gene cavin2a, whose product is annotated as caveolae associated protein 2a. NCBI's taxonomy places the organism in Eukaryota, Metazoa, Chordata, Actinopteri, Pleuronectiformes, Pleuronectidae. The record is from RefSeq and is a predicted model, not a curated record. Bases 74 to 1501 code for a protein of 475 amino acids. Gene Ontology annotation, cellular component: cytoplasm; caveola. Gene Ontology annotation, molecular function: protein kinase C binding. The transcript has 2 exons.
AGCCGCAGCCGCAGCACCGAGCCGCAGUUCGAGUCCCUCCCGGUGAAGCAUCCUCUCUCCCCCCGUGUGAGCCAUGGAAGAAGACGCGUCCCAUGCCGAGCCCAGCAGCUUGUCGGGCAGCACCCACACCAUCCCGCCGCCGCUCGAGCAUCCGGAGCUUCUCAUCCCGAGCUUCAGCCCGUCCUCCGCGCCAGCCUCCCCGACCCCGGCGGGGGGCACCCUGUCCCGGCUCGGCUUCAGGGGUCCCACCAGCCCUACCUCGGUGGCGCCCGGCAGCCCCGUGGCCGGCGGCCAGGUGAGCGCCAUCACCGUGGUGGCACUGCUGGACAAGCUGGUGAACAUGCUGGAGUCGGUGCAGGACAACCAGCAGCGCAUGGAGCUGCGGCAGGCCGACCUGGAGGGCGCCGUGCGGGUGGUGCAGGGCGACGUGAGCCGCCUCACCAAGACCCACGUCAGCACCUCCAACUGCGUCAGCAAGCUGCUGGAGCGCUCCCGCAAGGUCAGCGGCCACCUUAAGGACGUGAAGGAGCGCAUGGACAAGCAGGCGGUCCAGGUGAAGAAGCUGGAGGCCAACCACAGCCACCUGCUGAAGAGGAACCACUUUAAAGUGCUCAUCUUCCAGGAGGACAACGAGAUCCCCUCCAGUGUGUUUGUCAAGGACUCCCUCAGGACCCCACUGCCUAGCCAGUAUGACGCAGAAUCCACCAUGGUUACUCCAUCCAUCGCAGGCUCAGUUGAAUGCAGCCGUGCCCAAGACGAGGGUCUCCAGACCAUUAGCCUGUCCUCUGAUGACGAUGAUGUUCUCAAAGCACUGCAGGAGGAGUCCGAUAUGCUGGCGGCCGAGGCUGAAGUGGGUCUGGGCACUUCCCGCCCAUUAGAGAGAAGAGCCGACAAAUUCAAGCGCAAUAGCCUGAAGAAGGUCGAUAGCAUCAAGAAGGCCUUCACGCGCGAGAGCAUUGAGAAGAAGAUGAACCAGAUCUCCACCAAGAUUGUGCCCCCGGAGAAGCGUGAGAAACUCAGGAAGAGUCUCACCCCCAACCACCCCAAGAGCCCAACUGCCAAGUCCUCCUCAUUUAAGGUGUCUCCCAUGACCUUCAAUGUAAAGAAGGUCAGGGAUGGGCAGACCCCCACGCAAGACAUAGGUUCCCAUGGGGCAGAAGACCAUGUGGAGAUUCCUCAUCUAGGAAACAUGGAUGGUGACAUUCCCUUGGCAGAGGUUCAUGCCCAUGAAGACGUUGUGGAGGUAAAUCAGGAAAUGCUGGGUCCCUCCACCCCAGACAGCAUGAAGGCAGAGCUGGCAAUCAACGGCAAAGCACCGAGCAUUGAGUGUGAGAUCAAUGGAGAUCACGCUGCCGGCCUGGCAGUACCAGAGCAGGAUGAAGAUGUUGGCGUGGAAGAAGAUGAUGAGGAGGGAGAAGAGGAGAAGCACAAAACCCCUGUAGUACCAGCAGCCGAUGCCAAGAUCCCCACAGCAUCAGCUGCUGUGGAGCAAGCAACUUAAUAUGAUUUGAUUUUGUUGAGCAUCACUUCUAAUUUCCCUUUUUUCUUUUCUUUGUUUCUUUAAGUUUCUACAUUAUAUUCCCAUCAUGCUCGAAUGAUCCCUCCAUUAUAAACACUCACACCCAAACAAACUCAAAACAUAAUCAUAGCUUCUAGGCCUUCUUACUACUCCAUCACCACCAUAGUCUAAAAAUCUUGAAGCCUUGGUGAACGUCAAACCUCACAGUGCACAUCACCGAUCUCCUAUUUCAACCAACACGGUGCCGCUUUACCUUCACCAGCACCGGUUCUUCAAAUGUCUGCCAAGAAAGGUACAGAGAUUUGACCCACUGACUUUGGAACUGCAGCAACAGGGAGAGGCUUUCCAGAACCUUCUCAUGAAAAAUGUAAUGACUUUAAGAUUCCAUUAAGUUUUUUAAAAGCCAUCGAAAUCGGUUGCAUUAUGGCCGCCUCAACUUAUUUCCAAUGAAAUGGAAAUAAACUGCAUUAUUGCCUACAGCUGGUAUGGAGUGAGAACUACUCUUCAUUCAGAUCUCAGACCAGUUGAAAUGUGAGACAGCUGUGGGCUGGCUCUGUGCCAUCAUGGCCGGUGGAAAUGAGGUACGGGACUGCUUCUUAAUGUCUUGCGCUUGGUUGCCUAAGAAAAAGCAACGUCGCCAUAACUCACCCUUGUCAACUGGUGACCAUCCACCGGCAGCAGCAACCAUCUCCCUCCUGCUGUGCGUGCCUGUGUCUGGACCCCCCCCCCCCCCCCCCCCCGCCUCAAUGACAAACACUGUUUUGUUCUUUGUGGUUCUUGUGAAAUAUAGUAGAUGUCCGGCAGCAGCGGUGCUGCCCACAGCCUACUGAGGCGGUGCGUUGCCAGGUUGUGCACGAUUUGGAAUGGGCAGUUGGGGGGGGGGGGGGUUGUAGUGGACUGGAGACUGUUUACAGAAUUUCUUUGGACCUGUACUGAAAAGCUUCACUAACAGGUGAUAGUCUCGAAUCUCGUCAUCUGUCCUUCUUCUUUACAACUGUUAGUCCGCCCUGAUUGCUGAGGGCCUAACUGCAGUGCCUGAGGAGUUGCAUGAGGAACCUAAAAAUAUCGUAGUAGUUGGUGUUUGCCAAUUGACUGCCAACAGUUAACUUUUUUAAAAGUCUAAGAGUAGAAGUAGCAUAGAAUUGUUUGAAAUAGUAAAAAGAGAAAUAUAUAUUUGAGUCCCAUUGAUGAAGGACAACACUGCAGCACGGAAGCUGCUCUAGAUUGAGAGACAAAUAUAUGACUGGCACAAAUAACCCAUAGGUUUUAAUACUGACAUGUGUGAAAUGUCCACUCUACAGCCCUGGAUCUUUUCUACAGGGCAUCAGUGUAUGAGUAUGUACAGGAAAUAUUUCUACACGAGGCACACUUCUCUUUAGGUAUUUACCGCUUAUAUAACAUAACAUAUGAACUCUAACUUCCUUGAGUAUGUGUUCUUAAACAGUAAAUGUAUCUGUAAAGUUUUUUUGAGUUAUUAUAUGAUACUUGGGUGUAUUGAGUAAUAUUUUACUUUCAGGCAUUCAUUGCGUGCAUUGGGAAAAGUUAGCUCAGUCUCAUAUGUUUAACACUAUCUUAUAAACAUUUGCAUUCACUCCGACACUCCUUAAGUGCCUCUGCCUUGCACAGGCUGGUAUGAGGAGCUGCUCUCCUCAUGGAAUAGAUUCCAUAUUUUCUUGUAGAUAAGAAGAGUGAUAGUAAAGCAUUCCUGCUUUGUUUUUUUUUAUCUCUGUUAGGAGGAAUUCUUUGCAGCUUUAACUUUACGGAGCAUAUUCAAGCUUUGAUUACAAACUGCAAAAAGAGGGGAUUAAGUUUUCAAGGAGGUGCAAAUGUAUUUGUUACAAUCAGCCUCGUGUUUGGAAGUUGUACCUGCAAGUUUCUAUAGCGUGACCUUCCUCCUGUUGCACAUAGUUAACGCUUUGCAUGCCUUAGUUAUAGAUUUCUAAUGUUUAAUGACUCCCUAAGAAUAGUUGAGCAAGUGAUACCAGGGGCCAAGGAAACUUGUCUUUGUGUUCUUAACAUGUGCAGCCUGGAAGAGAGGAGCCUGGAAUGUGUCACACCAUAGAAUUGGAAAUUAUAGGAACCAAUUGCUGGCACUACAGGAUUGGAGAACCUCUAUUUCAGUUACACCACUAGGACCCACUUCCAUUAUUCUGCCUCUAAAUUAGACAGAGCAGAAAUUAAUCUGCUUACAUCUAAAUUAUGCAAGAAAAUCACAUUAUUGACGUCUGACAGAGACAUGUAUGGAGCAUUUGAUAUAUAUUUAUAUAUAUUUUCAACACUAUUUGACAAAGUAAUACACUCAAAGCCUCUCAUAUGCUUCACGUUUAUAAAAGUUUACCAAUCUGCUAUUUUGAUAUGAUGGGUAAACAGCUUGUUACCUAUGUACUCAUUAAGUCUGAGGAUUCUUUCUUUUUAAUUCUUCUUUUGUAUAAAUCACUCAACUAAAAUAAAGAAACAUUAGGCUUACAUGUACGUUCUGUUUUAAUGCAGAGGUUAAAAUGUGACUGGCUCUGAUGUAUUUCUGCUAAUUCAUGUAAAAGUGUGUUAAUUUGGUGAUAUCCCUGUCUGCUGUUAUUAAAAGAAUAUAUCUAGAAAUGAUUAUCUAGCCACGUGUGUGUGUAAAUGUCUGUUUUGUUUUCCUUUUGUCUUCAAUUCACUGUUUUAUCUGAAUUAUAUGUGAGGACCACUUUUUGCUGGGAAAGCUCUGACAUGAGAUACCUACAGCACAGGUUGUGAUGUUUAAUAUCAUCUUUGUUUUCGAGUUUUAAGCCUGUUAAUCUAGUCGCCCACUUAAAACCAAAGAAGUUUCCCUCACAGCCACUCGAGUGUUUCGAUGUACACCUGCUCACACUUGUCUCAACCAAUCUCGUAGCCACGCAGGAAUUUACCUUCAAAGUGUAGUAUUGUAUACGUCAAUAAAAACUUUAUAACAUUCA